This is a messenger RNA of Abrus precatorius (Indian licorice), 1375 nucleotides long. RefSeq names its product surfeit locus protein 1-like. NCBI's taxonomy places the organism in Eukaryota, Viridiplantae, Streptophyta, Magnoliopsida, Fabales, Fabaceae. Gene Ontology annotation, cellular component: membrane. Bases 11 to 1036 code for a protein of 341 amino acids. The transcript is spliced from 6 exons. The record is from RefSeq and is a predicted model, not a curated record.
ACAAGCCCAAAUGCCCCUAUCGCAUUCUGCCGUCAGAACGCUAGCUCGGCUCCGCCGUGGCGCCGCCGUAUGCGGCGGCGGUAGCUCCGUCCAUUUCGUCGCCAUUAGGUCGUUGAGCUCCGCUGCCACCGGUUCCUCUGUGUCUGAUUCCGACCCAACACUUCCCUCUUCUUCUGAAUCGCAGGGGAAAGCAUCUAGAUGGUUGCUGUUUGUGCCUGGGGCAAUCACAUUUGGCCUUGGGACUUGGCAGAUUUUUAGAAGAGAAGAAAAGAUUAAAAUGUUGGAAUAUCGAGAGAAGAGGUUGCAAAUGGAACCAUUAAAACUCCGUAGUGCUAAUCCAUCAAAUGAGGAAUUAGAUUCUCUGGAAUUUAGAAGGGUGGUGUGCAAAGGAGUUUUUGAUGAUAAAAAAUCAAUCUAUGUGGGACCACGUUCAAGAAGUAUUUCAGGAGUCACUGAAAAUGGCUACUAUAUUAUAACACCUCUUAUGCCAGAUCCCAAUUGUCCUGACAGUGUGGGUUCUCCAAUUUUAGUCAACAGAGGGUGGGUUCCACGCAGUUGGAAAGACAAAUUUUUAGAGGCUUCAAAAGAUGAAAAUUUAGCAGAUGCACUUCCUUCCCCUUCUCAGGCUGACGGAACUAGAUCUUGGUGGAGACUUUGGUCUAAAAAUCCUGUUACUAUUGAGGAUCAGGUCCCGUCUGCUACACCUAUAGAAGUUGUUGGGGUAGUUCGUGGAAGUGAGAAGCCAAGCAUAUUUGUUCCUGCAAAUGAUCCUGAGUCUUCCCAGUGGUUCUAUGUUGAUGUUCCUGGCAUUGCCCGUGCUUGUGGCCUUCCAGAAAAUACUAUCUAUAUUGAAGAUAUUAAUGAAAAUGUCAAUCCAAGUAACCCUUACCCUGUUCCCAAAGAUGUCAAUACCUUGAUUCGAAGUUCAGUCAUGCCUAGGGACCACCUAAACUACACAUUGACAUGGUAUUCCCUUUCUGCAGCAGUUACAUUUAUGGCUUUUAAGAGGCUAAGACAGAAAAAUAAGCGGAGAUAGCAAAGUCAUAGCUAUUAUAGUUGAAAUUGACUCCAUCAUUUGGCAUCUGGAUACAUCUCUAUCUUCCCAAACUUUUCUUCAAAUCUCAAUUUUCAAGAAUCACUUUCAAGCAACUUCAGCUAUUCAAGUGAAGUAUUCCCAGAAAGUUACUCCCUCCUCAAAAACACUGAUAAAUUGAAAGUGAGAUGAUAUAUUUUUUGCACAACACAUGAAUGUUUAUAAUUUUGAUGUAAGAGGGAUCAAAGAUAUAUAUUAUCUGAAAGGUCAUUUUUUUGUUAGAAAAUCAGCUACUGAUAGUAGUUGUUAGAGGAUAUCAUAUGAAUAUAUUUGGAUUAUUUG